Myotis brandtii (Brandt's bat) is the source of this 316-nucleotide messenger RNA. RefSeq names its product cyclin-dependent kinase inhibitor 2A. Gene Ontology annotation, biological process: regulation of cyclin-dependent protein serine/threonine kinase activity; negative regulation of cell population proliferation. Gene Ontology annotation, molecular function: cyclin-dependent protein serine/threonine kinase inhibitor activity; protein kinase binding. The annotation marks the transcript as partial. The record is from RefSeq and is a predicted model, not a curated record. The transcript is spliced from 4 exons. Gene Ontology annotation, cellular component: nucleus. NCBI's taxonomy places the organism in Eukaryota, Metazoa, Chordata, Mammalia, Chiroptera, Vespertilionidae.
GUGCAGGCGCUGCUCCAAGCGGGGGCAUCGCCCAACGCCCCCAACAGUCACGGCCGGACCCCCAUUCAGGUCAUGAUGAUGGGCAACACCCGCGUGGCCGAGUUGCUGCUGAUCCACGGCGCGGACCCCAACUGCGCGGACCCCGAUGCCUGGGGCCGCCUGCCCGUGGACCUGGCUGAGGAGCGGGGCCACCGCCACAUCGUCGGGUACCUUCGCGGAGAAGGUCCUGCAGACACCGGCGGCUGAAAGAACCAUUGAAAGCCAAAGGAACAGCAGGACCCCGUGACCACUGCCCCUCCCCCCACCUACAAUUCUU